Molecule: messenger RNA, 2764 nt
Organism: Gymnodraco acuticeps
Lineage: Eukaryota; Metazoa; Chordata; Actinopteri; Perciformes; Bathydraconidae
Gene: manea
Product: mannosidase, endo-alpha
Exons: 5
Coding region: 690-2015 (441 amino acids)
Cellular component (GO): Golgi apparatus
Molecular function (GO): alpha-mannosidase activity
Source: RefSeq, a predicted model, not a curated record
UGUAGAUCUGCAAACAACCGAGCCCAGAAGUGCAGGUUGUGUCCCGUCCUCUGCAUCUCUUAUAUCUCUUACAACGAAAUAUUUAAUGAAGAGUCGUCCGAACUGUGAAGACUGUAGUUGAGUGUUUAACACUAGAGGUUGCUGUUGACAAGUCUAAAGUUAAUCGAUAUAGGUAUGGUUGAAGUCUGGUAAGUUUAGUAAAUGUGUCUUUAUGCAUCGCUAAACUGUAUGUAAGAAGCUUUUGCUGAAUUAGCACAUGUGUUACUAUACUGUACGUUCUGACAGCACUUCCGGCUUGUGUGUAGUCAUUUAAAACAAUGUAGCUAGGUUAGCUCAGUGUGCCUCUUUAAUUCACAGUUUUUUUUAAGCAACUGUUAUGCAAUUUAAAUCAACAAUCAAAUAUUGGAUUGAUGCAACCUCUUACAUGUAAGCAUUUUGCUGCCUAACGUAAAAAACAAUUACAUUCUGAUAGUAUUUUUUCUUUAUUUUCUGAUAUUUUUAGGGGCAAAGUUGAAGAGUUUUUAGUUGCAGCCAUUUCCUUUUGUAACACACUUAAAUGCAUUGUUUUCUCAAACCUCCAGGCUGAACAUUACCUCACUGACAGAGCAUUGAUGGUAUCCUGUUCAGCUACAGUCCCUCACUGCUGUCUCAACAAUGAACUGUGGAAAGCCUCAAGCACUGACUGAAGAAUGGCAAGGUUUAGGCGCAAAUCUUGCAUCACAUUAAUUGCUUUGGUGUUGCUCGUGCUCAUAGUAACAGUGGUCUUAAAGGCGCUGACACCUGAGGACUCUCCGUUCGACAACCCUGUCGGUGAACAGCCGGUCCCGGAGAGAAGGAAUGAGAACCAGAUCCAGAGAGAAAAUGACAAUAAACUUGUCCAGAGCAAAAUGACUGACUCCGCUCAGUCAGACAAACUGGAGGCUGCACUGAGGAAGUUCCCUCCUCCAAACUACUAUCUCCAUGCCUUCUACUACACAUGGUAUGGAAACCCCAAGUUUGAUGGCAAAUACAUCCACUGGGACCACCCACAGCUGCCUCACUGGGACUUAAAAGUAGCUCAGGGUUAUCCACAAGCAAGACACGUCCCACCUGAAGACAUUGGGGCCAACUUCUACCCCUCUUUAGGGGCUUACAGCUCCAGGGAUCCCUCCAUCAUAGAGUCCCAUAUGCAACAGCUACGCACAGCAGCCAUUGGUGUCCUUGUUGUGUCCUGGUAUCCUCCUAAUAUGAGCGAUGAUAACGGUGAACCAACGGAUGACAUUGUGCCUUUGCUGAUGGAGGUGGCACAUAAAUACCAUGUUAAGGUAGCGUUUCACAUCGAGCCGUACAAAGGAAGAGAUGAAGUCAACAUGUUAACUAAUGUCAAAUACAUCAUUGACAAAUAUGGAGAUCACCCUGCCUUCUUCAAGUACCGGACGAACACUGGCAAGCUUCUUCCACUCAUCUAUGUGUAUGACUCAUAUCUGAUGAACUCUGAGCAGUGGGGCAAACUGCUCAAACACACAGAUAGUAACAGCAUCAGGGACACCCCGUAUGACGCCAUCUUCAUCGCCCUGCUGGUCGAGGAGAAACAUAAGAGGGAUAUCCUUACUGCUGGUUUUGAUGGUGUCUACACCUACUUUGCUACCAAUGGGUUUUCCUAUGGGUCCACUCAGCGAAACUGGGACUCCCUUAAAGCUUUCUGUGAAGAUAACAACUUAAUAUACAUUUUAAGUGUGGGCCCCGGGUACAUUGACACAGGCGUUCGACCCUGGAACUUCCAAAACACUCGAAACCGCAUCAAUGGCAAAUACUACGAGACCUCUCUGAGUGCUGCGUUACAAGCCAGGCCUGAUUUCAUCGCUAUAACAUCUUUUAAUGAAUGGCACGAGGGGACUCAGAUUGAAAUGGCAAUACCAAAAACGGGUCAGACUGUGUAUAUGGACUACCUGCCCAAUAAACCUGCAAUCUACCUGGAGAUAACUCGCAAAUGGGCUGCCAUAUUUGGUGGGGAGCGACGGAAAUGGCAGGAUUGAUCCCUGACUAAAAGCCAUAGCAAAUGUUAGUUCAUGGUUGUAUAACAUAAAUGAAGUUGUUGUAGUUGCAAAAUGCACGAUAAAAUGCAAAUGAUGAAUAGUUGUAGGAGAAAAGCUUAAUGAUUUUGAAAGUCACAGGCCAUUGAACUCAAUUAUCAUAAUUAUGGCUGCAGUGAUACGUGAAUUAUUUACACUUGGGUAAAUUAUAGUUAAUUUACCUGAUUUCUUAUUUCUUAUGUUUACACAUCCUUGUGUAUUUUGGGAAUCAUAACUUAAAACAGCAUGUUUUCUCACUGACUUCACCGUAUCCAUCUACAACUGUUCCUAGGCAUGUUAUGCCCUCCUGUAAUCUGUGCCUGCAUUAAACCUUAGAAGAUUAAAUAAAGUGUUUCCGGGAAAGAAAGGAAAGUAAACAAAGCAAUCUGCCAGAACAAAUCUGUCGUCUCACUCUGCUCCCAACUCUGCCUUAGCCCAAAAGCAAUAGAAGAAAUAUCACAGCGUAGACCUUGAUAUUUGCAAAAAUAAUAAAACAAAAAUGUAAGAUGACAACAAUGGGAUGACAGGACAGCAGUUUGGAUAUGUUAAGAUGCACAGUGCCCAGAGCAAGUGCAGGGAACAUUUAGAAGAUCUAAUGUUUGGAAACUUGUUUUGUUAAAAAUGUUUAGGAAUGGUAUUUACACUAUUCUACAUGCCUGUUACACAUUGUCAUAACGGCUGUAUGCGUUAACACGUAAACACUUUUCUGAUUA